GAAUGACACCACGACUGCAGCUCUUCUUCACUUUACUGCUUCACUUUGAAGCAGGAAUCAGUGAUGGAAUCAUUCUCCAUCACAGAGCUGGAGAUGACGUCGUUUUACCGUCUGACGUUGAUUCUUCAUCCAACCAAUGUUCUAAUGUUGACUGGAUUUAUUACAAGAUUCAAAAUGCAGAGGAAGACAUCAUGGUUCAAAAUGGAAAUAUUGAGAAGACACCUGGAGCUGACAGGAUGAGUUUGAGCAGUACCUGCUCUCUGAUCAUCAACAACAUCACUGCUGAAGAUGCUGGUAUUUACACCUCUGGGAUUAGAAAUGAUUUUGAUUAUUCCUACACAUCUGUGUAUCUGAAUGUUUUAACAGUCUCUCCAUCUCCACCAGAUGUGGAUCCAAGAAGGGAUGGAGAUGUGACAUUACACUGUUCUCUGGUGAGAGACCGUUAUUUCGGUCCCUGUGAGCAGAACAGCAUCAUCUGGGUGGAUGAGACAGGAAGUGUGCUGCUUGGUGAAGGUGAUGGGUUUGUGUCUGGAGGACAGAACAACUGUGUUUCUGAUCUGAUGGUGAAACAUCAGAGAGGCUCCAAGAGAAGAUUCACCUGCCAGGUUGUUGAAGGAGACAGAGUGAAGAUAGAUGCUGAAUACACGCUGGACUUUACAGAUUCCAGUCUGAUCAAUACCAGAUUGAUUAUUGGAUGGGAGGUCAGGGGGCUGAUGGUGGUUCUGGUCAGCAUCACUAUGUUUCUCAUCAUUUACAUGAUGAAAGUUAAAAGGAACAAUCCCAAAAAUCAAACAGGCUACUGA
Cololabis saira (Pacific saury) is the source of this 803-nucleotide messenger RNA. RefSeq lists its product as uncharacterized. The transcript is spliced from 5 exons. The record is from RefSeq and is a predicted model, not a curated record. Gene Ontology annotation, cellular component: external side of plasma membrane; membrane raft. NCBI's taxonomy places the organism in Eukaryota, Metazoa, Chordata, Actinopteri, Beloniformes, Belonidae. Gene Ontology annotation, biological process: T cell activation; interleukin-15-mediated signaling pathway; positive regulation of ERK1 and ERK2 cascade. Gene Ontology annotation, molecular function: MHC class II protein binding; protein tyrosine kinase binding. Bases 3 to 803 code for a protein of 266 amino acids.